This is a messenger RNA of Lodderomyces jiufengensis, 1077 nucleotides long. RefSeq lists its product as uncharacterized. The transcript has 3 exons. The coding region runs from base 1 to 1077 and encodes 358 amino acids. Lineage: Eukaryota; Fungi; Ascomycota; Pichiomycetes; Serinales; Debaryomycetaceae. The record is from RefSeq and is a predicted model, not a curated record.
AUGGAUCAGAUUCAAUCAGGAUCUUCAUUAACAACUGUUACUACUUUCCCACAACCAAUCACCACUCAAUUUACAAGUUCUUGGACUGUCACUAAUACAGAUGGAUCAGAUGAAUUUGAAUCAGUUAUUGUUAAUCAAUCCGGAUCUUCAUUAACAACUGUUACUACUUUCCCAAAACCAAUCACUACUCAAUUUACAAGUACUUGUACUGUCACUAAUUCAGAUGGAUCAGAUGAAUUUGAAUCAGUUAUUGUUAAUCAAUCCGGAUCUUCAUUAACAACUGUUACUACUUUCCCAAAACCAAUCACUACUCAAUUUACAAGUACUUGUACUGUCACUAAUUCAGAUGGAUCAGAUGAAUUUGAAUCAGUUAUUGUUAUUCAAUCAGGAUCAUCAUUAACAACUGUUACUACUUUCCCACAACCAAUCACCACUCAAUUUACAAGUACUUGGACUGUCACUAAUACAGAUGGAUCAGUUGAAUUUGAAUCAGUCAUUGUUAUUCAAUCAGGAUCAUCAUUAACAACUGUUACUACUUUCCCACAACCAAUCACUACUCAAUUUACAAGUACUUGUACUGUCACUAAUUCAGAUGGAUCAGAUGAAUUUGAAUCAGUUAUUGUUAGUCAAUCAGGAUCAUCAUUAACAACUGUUACUACUUUCCCACAACCAAUCACCACUCAAUUUACAAGUACUUGGACUGUCACUAAUACAGAUGGAUCAGAUGAAUUUGAAUCAGUUAUUGUUAUUCAAUCAGGAUCAUCAUUAACAACUGUUACUACUUUCCCACAACCAAUCACCACUCAAUUUACAAAUGUAUUUGAAUCAGUUAUUGUUAUUCAAUCAGGAUCUUCAUUAACAACUGUUACUACUUUCCCACAACCAAUCACUACUCAAUUUACAAGUACUUGGACCGUCACCAAUUCAGAUGGAUCAGAUGAAUUUGAAUCAGUUAUAGUUAGUCAAUCAGGGUCUUCAUUAACUACUGUUACUACCUUCCCAGCAUCCAUUACUCCAGGAGUUACUACUCAAUAUACAACAACUUGGACUGUAACAAACUCAGAUGGAUCAGUUUAA